GAGGUGCGACGUCAUGGAUGCUUAGCAGCCGUAAACCUCCAUCGAGGAAGAAAAAGGCGGACGUUAGCAAGGCGGCUGCAAAAACACGAGACAAAGGCGGGGAAUAAUCAGGAUUAAAACAUCAAAAAUGUUGGAAGAACCGAUCAGGGAGCGACUAAUGGCGGCAGCCGAUGAAAUAUUGGCGCUGUUUGAAAGAACGGUGGCGUCGUACGAGGAAGAACUUUCCCGAACGAGAGAAGAGAACGAGCGACUACGUCAACAACUGGAAGCUGUUAGCAAGACUCGCAUUGUGCUACACGUCGAAGACGACCAGCAGCCGAUAGGUCAUGAGGAAGAAUGCCCCCCUCGGACACAGGGGGGGUGCUACACUUUGAAGCAGGAGGAUCCCCAGCCCCCCCACGUUAAAGAGGAAGAGGAGGAAGUCUGGACCACUCGGGAGGGAGAGUUUCUUCUUGGGCCAGAGGAGCCUGACAUCACCACGUUUCCAGUGAAUGUUGUCUUUGUGAAGACUGAAGACCAUGAAGACAAACCACCUGAGUCCUCACAGCUUCAUCACAGUCCGAGUGAGCAGAACAAAGGGGCGGAGCCUCCAAGCAGCAGCUCACCACAACACAUGACAACAGAAGCUGAUGGAGACCACUGUGGAGGAUCACAAGCAGACAACCUCUUAGCUCCUUCAGAUAGUGACCACACAACGUCACACUCUCCUGAGGAUGAAGACAGGGACGACAACCAAGAAGCCUCGAGCAGCGAUACAGACUGUGAAGGUGAUAUGAGGACUCACACUGACAACAAACACUCUGAACGUUCUCAAAUUAAGACAGGAAAAAAAGAUUUGGUCUGCUCGGUUUGUGAUAAAAGCUUUUCAAAAAGGCGCUAUUUGACUCGACACUUGAGGACGCACACAGAAAAAAAACCUUUUUGCUGCUCAAUUUGCGGCGACGCAUUUGCUCAGCGGGCCUAUCUGAAUAGUCACAUGAGGACACACACGGGAGAAAAACCUUUCAGCUGCUCAGUUUGUGGCGAUAAAUUUGUGCAGCGGUACACUUUGAAUAGACACAUGAGAACGCACACAGGAGAGAAACCUUUUUGUUGCACAAUUUGUGGAGAUAAGUUUGUGCAAGGCUCCUCUUUGAACAGACACAUGAGGACACACACCGGAGAAAAACCUUUCAGUUGCUCGGUUUGCGGCGACACAUUUGCUCAUCGGGUCAGUUUGAACGCACACAUGAGGACGCACACGGGAGAAAAACCUUUUAGUUGCUCAUUUUGUGGCAAAAGUUUUUCUUGUAAGAGUAAUAUGAACGUGCACACGAGAACGCACACAGGGGAAAAACCUUUUUGUUGCUCAUUUUGUGGCAAAGGCUUUACUUGUAAGAUUAAUAUGAACGUGCAUAUGAGAACGCAUACGGUGGAAAAACCUUUUAGUUGUACAGUUUGUGGUAAAGUGUAUUCUUAUAAGAAAAAUUUGACAGCACACAUGUUGACACACAAUGGAGAAUAAACGUUUUUCUGUCCACUUUGUGGUAAAAGAUUGUCAAAUCAUACAGGUGUCAUGUCCUGUGUGAGAAGUAACCUAGAAGGUGAUGAUGUGCUGUGUGUAUGAUACCGGAUUCCCUCGCGUGUGCUGCUAAGAAGAGCAGCAACACAACUUUGACAACAACAACUCUGAAGGAAAUGAGAAAUGUUGACUUUCCAACAACCUCAGACAGCCUGACUGAUUGAGGGCAACUUGGAUGAUGCCGUUGUCUUCACCUAACUUUUCUUUUAGACAACAGAAAUGUACACCAGUGACCAUGAAAAUGUGUUUGUGUUGUGAUAAUUUAACAUAUUAAUGUAAUAAAACUGACAUAAAAGCUGCACACACUCUUUGCGAUAAAGACGGCCUAAGCGUAACCUCUUUGCACCUUUCUGUCUGCCUCAGCGCACAUCUUUGCAGCCUUCAAUACCGCCGCAAGAUGGCAGCAGUAUGACGUCAUGGAUGCGAAGCACCCAUCAAUUUCCAUCGAAGAAGAAAAAGGCGGAAGUUAGCAAGUGUGCUGCAGAAUUACGAGACAGACCUGGCGAAAUAAUCGAUUUUUGUUGCUCAAUUUGUGGCAAAAGAUUCUCCAAAAAGUCCAGCACGAUACCACACGUGAGAACGCAUACUGGAGAAAAACCCUUUAGUUGUUCGGUUUGUGGUGAAAGAUUCUCUCUAAAGUCAAAUAUGGUCAAACACAUGAGAAAACACACAGGAGAGAAACCAUAUUUCUGUUCACGCUGUGCUAAAACAUUCACGCGUCACGACACUUUGGUGGAACGUGCGGGCGCACACAGGAGAAAAACCUUUUAGUUGCUCAGUGUACGGUAAGGGAUUCUCUCCUAAGUCAUACAUGGUGUCGCACAUGCUGACGCACGUAAGCAUUUUCCUGUCCAGUUUGCGCAAAACGAUUGUCAAGUCGUGGACGUGUCAUGUUAUUGUCACACAGGGGAAGUCACCCAGAGAACAAUGAGCUGCUGUGUGUUGGGUUUUUGAUGUGAUAAAGUAGCCUACCUGGUGGUGGUAUUAUUAUGGUAUUCUUGCUGGUGGAGGUGCACUCAUGGAUGGUAUGGAUGACAGGACGUUUGAAAAUAUUCACAUUUGAGAGACUGAAAUCGGGGGAUAUUUACAUUUUUAAAUAAAAAAAAGAUCAAUCAAAUACCAUAAUAGUUGUCGAGUAAUUGCAUAAUAGAUUAAUUGGACUUCACACACAACUCCACACAGUGUCACAUCCAGAAGUUCUCCGACGACACAGCCAUUGUUGGUUGUGUUUCAGAGGGGAAUGAUCUGGAAUACAGGACGGUCAUCAGGGACUUUGUCAGCUGGAGUGAGCUUAACCAGCUGCAACUCAACACCAGCAAGACAAAGGAGAUGAUCAUUAACUUCCAGAGGAAAACAUCUCACUUCACACCGGUGAACAUCCAGGGAGCGGACAUAGAGUUGGUAGACAGCUACAAAUUCCUGGGUGUUCACCUUACCAACAAACUGGACUGGUCCGUCAACACCCACGCCCUCUACAAGAAGGACCAGAGUCGCCUCCACCUGCUGAGGAGACUGAGGUCCUUUGGUGUGUGCAGGACUCUUUUACGGACCUUCUAUGACUCUGUGGUGGCCUCAGCCAUCUUCUAUGCUGUGGGCUGCUGGAGAGGGGGCAGCACGGACAGGGACAGGAGCAGGAUCAAUAGGCUGAUCAGGAGAGCGAGCUCUGUCCUGGACGGUCCUCUGGACUCCGUGGAGGAAGUGGGGGAGAGAAGGAUGUUGGCUAAGCUGACAUCCAUCAUGGACAACACCUCUCACCCGCUACAUGACACUGUGGGUUCCCUUAGCAGCUCCUUCAGCAGCAGACUGUUACACCCACGGUGUAAGAAGGAGAGGUUCCGCAGGUCCUUCAUACCGACCGCUGUCAGGCUCUACAAAACCUGCACCACCUGAACCAUGUUG
This is a messenger RNA of Dunckerocampus dactyliophorus (ringed pipefish), 3460 nucleotides long. Its product is annotated as gastrula zinc finger protein XlCGF57.1-like. Gene Ontology annotation, molecular function: DNA-binding transcription factor activity; RNA polymerase II cis-regulatory region sequence-specific DNA binding. Gene Ontology annotation, biological process: regulation of transcription by RNA polymerase II. The record is from RefSeq and is a predicted model, not a curated record. NCBI's taxonomy places the organism in Eukaryota, Metazoa, Chordata, Actinopteri, Syngnathiformes, Syngnathidae. The transcript has 2 exons. Bases 128 to 1504 code for a protein of 458 amino acids.